GUACUGUACGCGACCACCUUAUUUGAUUUUUCAGAGACACCAUAAUUUACGUGAGGAGCUAACUGCGGAAACUGUCAAUUUCAAGGAAUCUUUGACUCGGACUCGGAGCAGUUGGAGAACUUGGUUUGUCGUGAGAGAACUUGGUUUGUCGUGAGAGUAAAGUGCAUCGCUAGUAAUUGCCAAGAGAAUGGCUUCUAGAGGGCGCUCUGAGACUGAGGCAUUGAAACAGAAUUUGGAAGAGCAGUUGGAUAGGCUGGUGCUGCAGCUUGGUGAUCUGGAAGAAUCUAAGGAUGAUCUGGAUGAAGAUGAGUAUGAAGAAACCAAACAAGAGACCAUGGAACAGCUUGAAGAGUUCAGCAAAUCAUUAGAGAAAUUAGGAAGCGGUAAUAUGAGCUUGGUAGAUGACCUCAACUCUAUGCAACUGGCUAUCCAAGCAGCUAUCAGUGAGGCCUUCAAGACACCUGAGAUCAUUAGAUUAUUUGCAAAGAAACAACCAGGUAACCUCAGGCAGAGAUUAGCACAGCUUAAAGAAGAUGAAAAAGUCGGUAGAAUUUCAACCCCUGAUUAUACACAACAAGCAGUGGAGAUCCUCACAGCAGUAAAGAAGCUUGGAGAAAAGCUGACUCCUGCUGAGGAAGAGUACCUGAACAGAAACUCCAACCAAGCACUUAGUAACUUUGAGAAAGUAACCAGUGAUGUAGGUGGGGAUAUCCUGAAGGUUGCUGGGUCACAGGUUCAACAAGCAACAAAAUGAUCUGUAUCUCACACACAUACACAGUGUCAUUCCUCAGUCACACAGCGAAACCUGCUCCAGGCCUACCAAAUCUAUAAUGUUAUGUCCAAUGACAUAUCACUCCGUUUGGAGUUGGUAUCGUUGGUGUGACUAACAUCUUUCUGGUAAACAGAGUCCUACAGAGAUAUCAACCAAGAAGAGAUUUGCUGAGAAACGCUAGUAUGCAGAAUGAAGGUAACCCAGAAAUAUAAUGGCAUGCAAAGACAUACGUAUCUACUGGUCUGGUUGCAGAUGGUCUCAUUCUCAGAUUGCUAAACAGCCAGUACCUGCCGCAAAGAAACGUAGUUAGCGCUAACAGAGCAAUGACAGAAGGCCCAGUCACAUGUUCCGGAUUGUGAUGUCAGACAUUGAUCCAGGAUGUAAAUAUCGCAUUGUUGUGAUGUGAGGCAACGCUGCAACAUUGCUGAUUGUAACAGGGCCUCCGUAAUCAGAUUGUUAGAGCUACCAACAUUACCGUGCGGCCGGUACUCAUUGUUUAAGACCAUCGUGGCUUAAACCUACUUGUAGGCCAGGGGUCCGUUGCAGAAAGAGUUGCAAUCAAUCGCAACUCUAGAAAUCAUGCGCAACUUGAUUUUCAACCAAUCAA
Molecule: messenger RNA, 1379 nt
Organism: Lytechinus variegatus (green sea urchin)
Lineage: Eukaryota; Metazoa; Echinodermata; Echinoidea; Temnopleuroida; Toxopneustidae
Gene: lzic
Product: protein LZIC-like
Exons: 7
Coding region: 188-754 (188 amino acids)
Molecular function (GO): beta-catenin binding
Source: RefSeq, a predicted model, not a curated record